UGUGAGGACUACGGAUCCCGACAGGCCCCGCGCGGCCGCCAUCGCCGGGCCCGGCGGGGAUUUCCCGGGACGACGGCGGCGGCGGCCCCAUGGCGGCGCGGCCCUGAGCGCGGCCUUAGCCCGGCGGCCCGGCUAUGGCGGCCGCGGAGGCGGCGGCUCCGACGCCUCCCGGUGAUGUGAAGCGGCCCGAGGGUGAUGAGUGGUGCGACAGCGGCCUUGGCUCGCUGGGUGAGGGGCAGUUGGGGCCGCUGCCCGCCAGCCCCGGGCCUGCCAGUCCCGGUACGGCCCUGGGCCCCGUCACGGCGGCUGUAAGCGCCGUUCGCCUCGCUGAACCUCCCGACGAGGAAGAGGAAGAGGAACGAGCGGCCUCGUCGCCGUUAGCGGCCGCCGCCGUGAACCCCGCGGCCUGGCUCCGGCACGUCCUGGGCUUCCUCACCGAGGACGGCGACACGGCCCUGCACUUGGCCGUGAUCCACGAACACGAGGCUUUCCUGGACUCCAUCCUGCAGUACACGGGAGGCACCGAGUACCUGGACCUGCAGAACGACCUGGGGCAGACGGCGCUGCACAUCGCCGUCAUCCUGGGCCUGUCCGGCUUCGUGCGGAAGCUGCGGGCGGCGGGCGCGGGGCUGUGCGUGCAGGAGAGGGGGGGGCACACGGCGCUACACCUCGCCUGCCGCGAGGGCCGCCGCGGCUGCGCCCGCCACCUCCUGGGGCCCCCCCGGAUCCCCCCGGCACCCCACGACGAGGAGGCGCGCGCCCAGCUCGACAGCGUCAACUACGACGGUUACACCCCCCUCCACGUCGCCGUCCUCCGCAAAGACCUGGCGAUGGUGGAGCUGCUGCUGAGCGCCGGCGCCGACCUUAACAAGGCGGAGCCCAGCUGCGGCCGCAGCCCCCUGCACCUCGCGGUGGAAGCGCAGAGCCCCGAGGUGGCAGAGUGCCUGUUGCGCGCUGGCGCCGACCCCGCCGCCCGUAUGUACGUGGGGUACACCCCCCUCUACAGCGCCCGCCACCGCCCCGACCCCCGUCUGCCUCAGCUGCUGCGGGAUUUCGGGGCGCAGGAGCCCCCCGCGGAUUCGGAGGACAGUCCCGACGAGGGCGACGGCGACAACAGCGACGAGGAAUACGACGAUAUCGUCAUCAACAGCGGGCGCUGCGUGGACUGACGGGCUCCCCCACCCCCCAAGUCUCCCCCCUAUUUAUCUGGGGGCUCCCGAUGCCGUUGGCUGGACUUUGGGGGAGCCCCCGCUCCCCCCCCCCCUCCCCAUCCCAUCCCUGCCGCCCCCCCCUCCUCCCCGUCCCGGUCGUAGCGUAGAGGAUUUAUAUCGGUUGUUGUAAAAUAAAGAGGUGUUCGGCCAC
This is a messenger RNA of Grus americana (Whooping crane), 1362 nucleotides long. RefSeq names its product NFKB inhibitor beta (gene NFKBIB). Lineage: Eukaryota; Metazoa; Chordata; Aves; Gruiformes; Gruidae. The record is from RefSeq and is a predicted model, not a curated record. Gene Ontology annotation, molecular function: protein binding. Gene Ontology annotation, biological process: cellular response to lipopolysaccharide; signal transduction. The coding region runs from base 135 to 1169 and encodes 344 amino acids. Gene Ontology annotation, cellular component: cytosol. The transcript has 6 exons.